Cylicostephanus goldi is the source of this 927-nucleotide messenger RNA. The record is from the annotation of a GenBank genome assembly. NCBI's taxonomy places the organism in Eukaryota, Metazoa, Nematoda, Chromadorea, Rhabditida, Strongylidae.
AUGAGAGUGAUUGAGGUAACGAGAAAAGAUGGACAGUCACUCGGAAUAUCAAUUCACGGAGGUGUUGGUAAACCAGCUGCCAAUCCUGCCGAUGAGAGAGACGAAGGGAUAUUCAUAGAAAAGCUAGGACACCCAACCAUAUGGCUGGCUAAGCUCACAUUUCGUGAAGUAUGUAUGAAGCAGUCACCUCACUAUUCUUUUAAUUUCUUGAAGGUGGAACCAUCGAGCGUUUGUCAGCGAGCGGGCCUUCAAGUUGGACAUCGUUUGAUAGAAGUAAACGGUGACUCGUUGCUGGGUUGUGAUCAAUCCGAAGCGGCGACAAUCCUGCGUUCUUCUAAUGAAUUACGAAUCCUUGUUUGUGAUGGGUAUAACAAACCGAUAAUGCCACGAGUCGACGAUAGAACCAUCACGUCGUCGCAGUCAUCUUCGAGCAACGUGCUAGUGGACGAGAACAAGCAAGUGUCAACCGCCUCGAUCUCUACAGUUGCUAACACACCCAUUCAAAAUGGUGACCAUCAUCAGGAACCUUCUCGAUUCGACGAACCUCCGUUGGCCUCGUCCAGUCCUUUGCCGACAACUCCCGUAGUGGCUCCCGCUCCUGCCUCGAAGCCGGCUCGACAUCCACCUGCAGUCGCCCCAAAACCAACGUUACGAAAUUCACAGUUACAAAAUGUGCCGGUAGUUGGCGAUAUUACGCAACCGGAAAAGCUUACAUUUGCCUCGAAGAUAAAAAAUUUCGAAAGGGAAAUCGAAGUCCAGAGACUGGCUACGAAGCAAAUUUCCGCCAGUAGCUUGCCGGCUCCAGCAAUGAAGCCUCUAAUCACAGACAACGAUGUGCUAAAAAUGAAAGAAGAAGGACGAAAAAGAACUAACUCUAAUCGCGAGGUUUUGAGCCCGCAAGAGAGUGGGGCUGAGUUCGAGAAGAUA